GGGGCUCCUGGGCGUGCGCGCGCCCGCCCGCUGCUCCGGGGACCCCCGGCCCAGGCAGGCGGCGGCGGCGGGGUGGCCGGCCGGGACGCCAUGUCCAUGGAGGACCCCUUCUUCGUGGUGAAGGGCGAGGUGCAGAAGGCGGUGAACACGGCGCAGGGGCUGUUCCAGCGAUGGAGCGAGCUGCUGCAGGAGCCGGCGGGCGCCACGCGCGAGGAGGUGGACUGGACCACCAACGAGCUGCGCAACAACCUGCGCAGCAUCGAGUGGGACCUCGAGGACCUGGACGAGACCAUCAGCAUAGUUGAAGCGAAUCCGAGAAAAUUCAACCUCGACGCCACGGAACUGAGCAUCAGAAAGGCCUUCAUCACCAGCACGCGGCAGGUGGUCAGGGACAUGAAGGACCAGAUGUCCACGUCCUCGGCACAGGCGCUGGCUGAGAGGAAGCACCGGCAGGCCCUGCUGGGGGACAGUGGCGGGCAGAGCUGGGGUGCCGGCGCCGACAAGUCCAGUCGCCUGGAGCGAGAACUGCAGCUGGCCAACGCCCACUUCAUCGAGGAGCAGCGCGCUCAGCAGCAGCUGAUCGUACAGCAGCAGGACGAGCAGUUGGAGCUGGUCUCGGGCAGCAUCGGGGUGCUGAAGAACAUGUCCCAGCGCAUCGGCGGGGAGCUGGAAGAGCAGGCCGUAAUGCUGGACGAUUUCUCCCAUGAGCUGGAGAGCACGCAGUCUCGGCUGGACAACGUGAUGAAGAAGCUGGCCAAAGUGUCCCACAUGACCAGCGACGGGCGCCAGUGGUGCGCCAUUGCCGUGCUCUUCGCUGUGUUGCUCGUCGUCCUUGUCCUCUUCCUGGUGCUGUGACCUGUCGCCCGCAACCGGCCCUUCCCGACGAGGCCUCCCAGCGGCCUCGGCCCAAGCG
This is a messenger RNA of Sorex fumeus (smoky shrew), 913 nucleotides long. RefSeq names its product syntaxin 6 (gene STX6). The record is from RefSeq and is a predicted model, not a curated record. Gene Ontology annotation, molecular function: SNAP receptor activity. The transcript has 8 exons. Gene Ontology annotation, cellular component: membrane. The coding region runs from base 91 to 855 and encodes 254 amino acids. Gene Ontology annotation, biological process: intracellular protein transport; Golgi vesicle transport. Lineage: Eukaryota; Metazoa; Chordata; Mammalia; Eulipotyphla; Soricidae.